This is a messenger RNA of Cordyceps militaris CM01, 630 nucleotides long. Its product is annotated as sorting nexin-3. Gene Ontology annotation, cellular component: early endosome membrane; retromer complex. Gene Ontology annotation, molecular function: phosphatidylinositol-3-phosphate binding. Bases 1 to 630 code for a protein of 209 amino acids. The record is from RefSeq and is a predicted model, not a curated record. Lineage: Eukaryota; Fungi; Ascomycota; Sordariomycetes; Hypocreales; Cordycipitaceae. The transcript has 4 exons. Gene Ontology annotation, biological process: endocytic recycling; late endosome to Golgi transport.
AUGGCUGACGAGAUGUCAAUAAUACCAAAGCAGCAGAACAUGUACUACCCUUCUUCACUGUACUUCUCUUCACCCGCCAAGCUGUCGGACAAUCAGACUCCCGGCCAGGGCGCCGGCGCAAACAAGCCCUCCACCUCGCCGCCCGCCACGGCCACCUCGCCGGCUCCCAAGAGCAAGAGCCCCAACCUGCACCGACCCAUCAUGCAGGCCAUGCCGGAUACGCGCCAGCAGAGCUUUGACGAGAUUUACGGCCCGCCAGAGAACUUCCUCGAGAUUGAGGUGCGCAAUCCGCGAACGCACGGCAUGGGCCGCUCCAUGUACACCGACUACGAAAUCUUGUGCCGCACCAACAUUCCCGCCUUUAAGCUGCGCCAGAGCUCCGUCAGCCGCCGCUACUCGGACUUUGAGUACUUUCGCGACAUUCUCGAGCGCGAGAGCGCUCGCGUGACCAUCCCGCCGCUGCCUGGCAAGGUGUUUACGAACCGCUUCAGCGACGACGUGAUCGAGGGGCGACGCGCCGGCCUGGAAAAGUUUCUCAAGAUUGUGGUCGGACACCCGCUGCUACAGACCGGUAGCAAGGUGCUCGCUGCCUUUGUACAGGAUCCGAAUUGGGACCGGAAUGCGUGGUGA